AUGCACCGUUUCCGAUUCCUCUUCUCCGGCUUCAUUGCCCUCUUCUUCUUCUUUAUUUCGAUCUUAAUGACCACUACCCUCUCUUCAAUGUCGCUUCUCUACAACCCUAUAAAUACUGUUGCUGGGCAGCGCAGAUCUCCGUCUGCUUCGAAAAUCGAAAAUCGCAAAGAUCCUCCCACAUUACCGAUACCAUGGCAUCCAAAGCUCAGUCUCCUUCUGCCCAGUCCCAGACCUUCCAAGUUCUCGGGGAGAUUGAUGGCCAAUUAUGCAACGACGAGGUUGUCGUUCGUCUAG
Microthlaspi erraticum is the source of this 294-nucleotide messenger RNA. The record is from the annotation of a GenBank genome assembly. NCBI's taxonomy places the organism in Eukaryota, Viridiplantae, Streptophyta, Magnoliopsida, Brassicales, Brassicaceae.